Molecule: messenger RNA, 1802 nt
Organism: Aspergillus caelatus
Lineage: Eukaryota; Fungi; Ascomycota; Eurotiomycetes; Eurotiales; Aspergillaceae
Gene: ecm33
Product: GPI-anchored protein Ecm33
Exons: 4
Coding region: 363-1559 (398 amino acids)
Biological process (GO): fungal-type cell wall organization
Cellular component (GO): fungal-type cell wall; plasma membrane
Source: RefSeq, a predicted model, not a curated record
GGACCACCCCGGUCUCAGGUCCACCGUCCUCGGGCCACGACUCCUUUCUUUGCGGUCCUGGAAAGCCAAUCCUUCCUUCCCUCUUCUGACGCUUUUCUUCGCCAUCCCAGUCUCUCCUUCUCUUCUUCUCCUUUCCUCUCUUUUCUUGUUGUGUCAAGACGUGCCUACUCAAUCUGUGCACAUCCUUUCGCUGAAGGAACCAUCAUCAAACAGCUUCUCUUUCGUUGAGGCUCUAUCUUUCUUCCACUCGUUUAUUAUAUCUUUGGAUCCCACCCCCUCUUUCAACUCUUCGCGGCUUUGCGCUACUGUUAACAUCGCCCCGUCAUACUCAAGCACAAGCUUAUUGAAGAAAUCAAAUAACAAUGUUCAUCAAAUACGCUCUUCCCGCCCUGGCUGCGACCCAGGCCGUCUUUGCUGCUAGUGAUAAAUGCGGCAAGGGUGACACCAUCAAGAUCGAGAACCAGAGCGAUGCCGACGGCUACUCGAGCUGCAGCACCCUCGAGGGUGAUGUUGAGAUCUCCGGUACCUACUCCGGCGAUCUUCAACUCAAUGGAAUUAAGCAGAUCUCCGGUGCGCUGAGCUGCGAUGGUGCUUCCAACAUGACCGGCCUCUCUGCUUCUUCGUUGAACUCCAUCGGCGACACCUUCAAGCUGACCGGCCUUACCACUCUCACUACCCUCAGCUUCGGCUCUCUCACCAAGGUUGGCUCGAUCGAAUUUACUGCUCUGCCUCAGCUCCAGAGCCUGGAUUUCACCAAGGGUGUUACAGAAGCUGGCCAUGUCGUCAUUACCAACACUGGUUUGAGCAGCCUUAACGGUAUCUCUCUCGAGACCGUCGGUGGCUUCGAUAUCACCGAGAACACCAACCUGAAGACCGUCAACGUUAACAACCUGAAGAACGCUACUGCCCUCAUCAACUUCGCUGGUAACAUGGACGGUCUUGAGAUCGAAUUCCCCAACCUUGGUACUGGCCAGAACAUGACCUUCCGUAACGUCAGCUCGGUUUCCGUUCCCUCCUUGGAGAAGCUCAAGGGCCAGCUCGGCUUCUGGGGUAACAAGUUCCAGUCGUUCAGCGCUCCUAACCUUACCGAGACCAGCGACUUGAUCUUCAACGACAACAGCAAGCUCAGCAACAUCAGCAUGCCUGUGCUCAAGACUGUCAACGGUGGCUUCCAGAUUGCCCGCAGUGACAAGCUUAACACUAUCGACUUCCCCAAGCUGGAGACCGUCACCGGUGCUAUUGAUUUCAGCGGUGAAUUCAACGAGGCCCACCUUGACUCCCUUAAGCUGGUUAGGGGUGACUUUAACAUGCAGAGCACUGGUAACAUCAGCUGCACCGCCUUCGACAAGAUGGCCAAGAACCGCGAGGUCAUCAAGGGCACGGAAACCUGCAAGACCACCUCGAACCCUGAGACCCGUGAUGGCAAGUCUGGCUCUACCACUUCCACUGGCAAGGCUUCUGCCACCUCUACUGGUGCUGCUUCUGCUCUCGAUGUCUCCUCCAUGCCUGCUAUGGGCUUGGCUGCUGUCUUCGGUGCCCUGGUCCAGUACGCUCUGUAAAGGACGUUUCGAUACCAAAUUGUCGUGCACUUUGUUAUUUUUUUUAUCGGACUCCACUUACUACCGUGUAGAGUUGCUUAAUCAGCAAUGGGUAUAUUGAUUCCUGUGCUUUGUUUUUAUGACUAUAAUUGAACUUGUUUGAGCAAAUUCGCAGUCUGGGUUUGUUGUUCUCAGCAGGGAUUUGAAUCCCAGCUGACGCUCUACUUUUUUUUUUUUUGUCUCACUUUGUAUGAAAUUGCAAUU